ACGAGAAGUUGUAACAAACAAUACAGUGUUUAUUAAUAUUGUAUAUUUUAAUAUUUAUGGAAAUUUUUUGAUCAACAGUAUGGCAGAGAAUUUGUUGAGUGAUGUAGAAAGGUGGACAUGGAAUUGGACAGAGUUAUGUGGACAUCGUGGUGAUAUCAAUCCUUUAAAUCCAGAAACACAUGACUUAGGUAUAUGUUUCCAGCAGCUGUGUCUUCAGAUACCAGUAUUAGCUCUUAUAGCUAUAAUUUCUGCAUAUUAUUGUGGAAAAAGAAAUACACCUUCAUUUCGACAACAUACUUAUCACGCUUUAAAUAUAAGAAUUUUAAUUACAAUAUGCCUUGCGAUAUUGCCUAUUAUAAGGGCAUAUAUUAUUUUAACUAAUACCACUAUCCCUGUGGUACAUGACGAAGUGCAAAACUACAGCACACCAGUACCAAAAAGAUUGGAUACUUCCUUUCAUAGAAACAUAAGUUCACCUUUAGAUGAAAGAGACGUCAUAGGCAAGAUACGAGAUGGAUUUAAUCACACUGUGAGAUUUGCUAAGUCAAUUUUAUCGCCAGAGAGCAGUGUUAAAGAUACUACUAUAAUUCCUGCUGUACCAUAUACCAAGAAUUAUGAAUCAAUGUCAUUGGAUAUUGCUGAUAAAUUUACUUCCGCUAAACCAGUGGAUUAUCUUGUAGCAGGCACUGAAGGUUUAGCGUGGGUUGUGCAUCUGUUUUUUAUUUUAAGCUUGAAACGUGGGCGUAAUCCACGAGGACCACUCGUGAUACGAACAUUGAUAUUUCUUUUGAUUGUAAUUUCUUCGUUACUGCUCCGCAGUCACGUCAAUAAUAAACCUAGAGAUGAUGUUUUGCCAAAUUUAUCAUUGGGUUUCAGUAUCAGCGUAGUUACUUUUCUGAUAUUGUACGCCAUAACAUUGAUACCGGGUAAUAGGUCCGAGUAUACAAGAGUAUCAUCUCGAAAUGUCACGAUAGGAGAACGCACUGCACUGCUAAGUAGUCCCACUUCCUCAUACGUGCAAUUUCCGGAGCAACAGGACCAGAGCUAUCUUGGUGUUGCUAUGGAGGAUACAACUAUCAUUUCUAAGCUCCUGUUCCAUUGGGUAACGCCGUUAAUGCAAAAAGGCGUUAAAGGGCUAUUAAAUAAUUCCGACGAUUUGUUUGAUUUACCUGAACAAAUCAGUACCGGCAUGAUCAGUCAUAAAAUUGACAAAUGUUUACAUAAUACGCCGAAAACGCAGCCUGUGAACAACGGAGUCGAAAAUAACACGGAUAUACCGCUUCACACGAGUGUGAAAGUAAUUACAAAGAAAGUGACAUUGUUGCAUUUGCUACAUCAAUGUUUUGGCUGGGAAUUUUACGCUGUUGGAAUACUGAAAUUUAUCGCAGAUUGCAGUUCGUUUAUGGGGCCAAUAUUAUUAAAUAGAUUGAUAGGAUUUAUUGAAGACAGAAAUGAGCCAAUCUCGCAUGGAUAUCUAUAUGCGUUUCUUAUAAUACUGAGUGCUAUAAUUGGUGCCUUUUGUAAUACUCAUUUUACAUUUUGGAUGUCUGUUGUGGGUUUGAAGAUUCGUUCUGCAAUAAUUACUUUAGUCUAUCGUAAAACAUUACACUCUUCUAAUACUGAUUUAAAUCAUAAUUUUAACUUUGGUGAAAUUGUUAAUUUUAUGAGUACUGAUAGUGAUAGAUUAGUUAAUAGUUGUCCUAGUUUUCAUACAUUUUGGAGUAUACCGCUGCAGUUAUUUGUGACGCUGUAUCUUCUACACAAACAAAUCGGAAGUUCGUUUUUAGCUGGCGUUGCAUUUUCGAUCAUACUAAUACCAAUCAAUAAAGUCAUAGCAAAUAAAAUUGGUAAACUCAGUGCCAAGUUAAUGGAGUAUAAGGAUCAAAGAGUAAGGCUGAUGGGAGAGAUAUUGCGCGGGAUAAUUACAAUUAAAGUUAAUGUGUGGGAAGAGCACUUCUUGCGAAAUAUUCUUAAGCUAAGAGAGAAUGAAGUGAAAUAUCUACGAGGUAGAAAAUAUUUAGACGCUCUUUGUGUUUAUUUUUGGGCAACUACACCUGUUGUUAUCGCAAUAUUAACGUUUGCAACAUACGUAUUAGUUGGGAAUGAGCUCAAUGCUAAAAUCGUUUUUACCAGUAUGGCAUUGUUAAAUAUGUUAAUAGGACCUUUAAACGCCUUUCCAUGGGUUCUGAACGGUCUUACUGAAGCAUGGGUAUCUCUUAAGAGAAUUCAAAGAAUGUUAAACUUACCAGACAUGGACGCAUCAUUGUACUAUACAGAUAUUACUCCUGAUGUUGAUUUAUUGUUACAAAAUGUAACAUUGACUGUGGAUCGUCCAAAGAGUAAUGAUAAUACGCCAAGCGCGAGUCCGAAAGCUGAAACCGCUACGUCCUCAAGUACCAGUGUUAAGAAAAGUGUUACUUUUGAAGAUACCGAUGUCUUUGCAUUACAGAAUAUUAAUUUGUCUGUACAGAAGGGACAAUUAAUUGGUGUUAUGGGCCAGGUUGGAAGUGGAAAGUCCUUGCUUCUACAAGGUAUCUUAGCAGAAAUUACGAAAACGAGCGGAAUAAUAGCGGUUAACGACGAUCACAAAGGUUUCGGAUACGUGAAACAAAAUCCUUGGCUACAACGCGGCACAAUUCGAGAUAAUAUUCUGUUUGGAAAACCAUACGAUCAUAAUAAGUACAGGAACAUUUUAAAGGCUUGCGCUCUUACUUCCGAUCUGAAUUCACUGCCUAACAAAGACUUAACAGCCGUUGGUGAAGCUGGGAACACUUUAAGUGGUGGCCAAAAGACGAGAAUUUCCCUGGCUCGUGCUGUGUACGCGAAUAAAGAUAUUUAUUUGCUGGAUGACAUAUUAGCGACAUUGGAUGUUAAAGUUGCUCGACACAUUUUCCAGAAUGUGAUUUUAGAUUUAUUACGGAAUAAAACCAGGAUAUUGUGCACGCAUCAGACUCAAUAUUUGGUUCACGCAGAUUUAGUUAUUGAAAUGUCGAAAGGAAAAAUUAUUAAUCGUGGGAAACCGAGCGAUACAUUAUCCGACUUGGAAGAUUAUCUUCUGUCGUCGGAAUCAAUCGAAUAUAAUUUGGACAUGGCAUCUAUGAAAAUACUGCCCAGUGAAUUUAAUCAAUUGGAAAAUAAUGAGGAAGAUCCAUUGCUUGAUAAGGAAGCGACCGAAAAGGGGACAGUACAAUUGUCGGUAUAUUCAAGUUAUAUCAAGGCUAUCGGACAAUAUUUGGCGAUCUCGAUAUUUCUCUCAAUGAUUCUGAUGCAAAGCUCAAAAAAUAUUACCGAUUUGUGGCUGUCAUAUUGGGUUACUCACACUAAUGCCACAGCUGUUAAUUCAACCGACAUGUCCAGACUAAAAAGAUUGCAACUCUAUUAUGAUACUUACAAUUUGCAUGAUACAAAAUAUUACUUGACGGUUUAUAGUCUGCUGGCUGUAUUCAAUACUAUUUUUACUUUAAUCAGAGCCUUUAUCUUUGCGUACGGUGGCCUGCAAGCAGCUAUAACGAUACAUAAGCAACUCUUGAAGAUAAUUAUACGGGCAAAAACGACAUUUUUUGAUAUUCAACCGUUCGGCAGAAUCAUAAAUCGGUUCUCGUCUGACACAUAUACAAUCGAUGACUCUCUGCCUUUUAUCGCUAACAUUUUGCUGGCACAUCUAUUUGGCCUGAUUGCUACUGUUAUAGUUACAGCUUACGGGCUACCAUGGAUCUUCCUGGUAUUAGCACCCAUUAUACCUAUAUAUCAUUGGAUACAAAAUCAUUACAGAUUAACAUCGAGAGAAGUAAAACGACUAUCCAGUAUCACGUUAUCCCCUUUAUACGCUCAUUUCAGUGAAACGUUGAAUGGUUUAACAAGUAUUAGAGCCUUUCGCACUGUGCCUCGCUUCAAACAGGAAAAUGAAAUGCUACUAGAAGCCAGCCAAAAAACGCAAUUUGCUUCUAUAGCUGCCGGUCAAUGGCUCGCGCUGAGAUUGCAGUUUAUCGGUGUCAUCCUUUUAGCUGGAGUCAGCAUUAUGGCAGUUUUACAACAUCAAUAUGACAUAGCUGAUCCUGGCUUAAUUGGCUUAGCGAUCACGUAUGCCUUGUCCGUAACCGGACUGCUGUCCGGGGUCGUGAACUCUUUUACUGAGACUGAGAGAGAGAUGAUUGCGGUGGAACGAGUCAAACAGUAUUUAGAUAACGUACCGACUGAGAAUGCGACGGGCGAUAAUCCGCCUUACGCGUGGCCUAGUCAGGGUGUUGUAGAAUUUAGAGACGUCGUUUUAAAAUACAGAGAUCACUUAGUGCCAUCGUUGAAAGAAGUAACAUUUGUCACGCGACCGGCAGAGAAAAUAGGCGUUGUAGGCCGGACCGGUGCUGGGAAAAGUUCGUUACUCGCUUCGUUAUUUAGACUGACAGAAAUUAGUUCUGGGAAUAUAUUAAUUGAUAACGUGAAUAUUAAAACGCUACAAUUAAACGCACUAAGAUCCCGCUUAGCUAUUAUACCUCAAAAUCCGUUUCUCUUCUCGGGUACUAUUCGAGAGAACGUGGAUCCAUUGGAACAGUACACCGACAUGCAUAUAUAUAAAGCUCUUGAGAAGUGUAAAGUGCAUUCUUUAGUUAAUAGAUUGGGUGGCUUGGGCGCUACUUUGGAUGAAGGUGGCAGUAACCUCAGCGCCGGUCAGAGACAAUUAUUCUGCUUAGUCAGGGCUGUGCUACAUAACGCUAAGAUUGUUUGCAUCGAUGAAGCUACUGCGAAUGUAGAUCAGGAGACAGAUAAGUUCAUUCAAGCAACGAUAAAGUCUUCCUUCCAAAGUGCGACGGUUAUUACUAUUGCUCAUAGAAUAAGGACGAUUAUGCACUGUGAUAGAGUUUUAGUGAUGGGAGAUGGAGAAGUACUGGAGUUUGACGAGCCGAAUUUAUUGAUUCAGAAUGCCGAUUCCCACUUCUAUCAUUUGGCCAACCAAGAAUUUUCCGAUCAUGAAUAAGAAAUUGAAGAUAUAGUAAUCAUGAAUAUAACUGCAAUAUAUGCUAAUUGGUAUUUUUUUAGAUAAAUUAUUUUCAUACGAUAAAAUUACAUUUCAACUUAAGAAUAAAUUAAGAACGCGACAUUUCUACGAGAGCAAAUAUUUUUGUUUAUUGCGAGAUAUGUAAUGUGUAUUAAUAGUGCGGUUGUUAUUGUAUUAGUGUGAGACUAUUUUAAGUAAUAUUUAUGUGAGGACGAUUCUAUAUAUAGAGUAUCCAUAUAUUUUAUACACAAAUAAAUAUUUCCAGUAAAAAAAA
Messenger RNA from Linepithema humile (Argentine ant), 5267 nucleotides. Its product is annotated as ATP-binding cassette sub-family C member 10. Gene Ontology annotation, cellular component: membrane. Gene Ontology annotation, biological process: transmembrane transport. Gene Ontology annotation, molecular function: ATP hydrolysis activity; ATP binding; ABC-type transporter activity. The record is from RefSeq and is a predicted model, not a curated record. Lineage: Eukaryota; Metazoa; Arthropoda; Insecta; Hymenoptera; Formicidae.